Molecule: messenger RNA, 1475 nt
Organism: Corticium candelabrum
Lineage: Eukaryota; Metazoa; Porifera; Homoscleromorpha; Homosclerophorida; Plakinidae
Product: WD repeat-containing protein 13-like
Exons: 14
Coding region: 21-1448 (475 amino acids)
Cellular component (GO): nucleus
Molecular function (GO): promoter-specific chromatin binding; protein binding
Source: RefSeq, a predicted model, not a curated record
GUCACGUGCGUAAUUGCUACAUGUCUAGUGUUGCAAUUGCUACACAUUCAUGUAGCUACAUUCGUGUGAGUACUUUAUAUACAAUUUUGUUGCAAGGAACACUUUAUUUGAGGAGGAGAAGUCAGAUGUUGCAAAAGAGAGCCAAUGAGGAGAUGCUGGACACUGCAGCAAGGAGAGAUUAUCUGAAAGUCAGACAGCAAAUACUUGCCAAGAAAUAUGGAUUGGGAGAGACGAGGGUAAGCAGAGCAAGCAGCAGACAGAGUUUUUCUUUGCAGAGCCAUCAAAGUUUUGAUUCAUUGCAUGCCAUGAUUGGUGACUCACCAAGAGGAUCAUCCCCGAGAACACACAGACGGCAAGUGAGCGGUGGUUCACUGUCUAGACUCAUUGAUCAUAAUGAGCAAUCGCUUCAUGUUGUACCAACGUCAGCAGCAAGAGCUAGCCGAGCAAUGGCUGGAGAUACAACUUUAGCUGAGAAUUAUGCAUUUGCUGGGAUGCAUUACAUCUUUGAUAAACAUUCAGAAGCUGUAACUGUCAUCAAGUUUUCCCCAAACGAGAAGACAAAGUUAGCAUGCUGUUCCAAGGAUGGCACACUCUCUAUUCACGCUCUUAGUCCAGGCCCUCCAACUCUCGUCUGCACUCUGAAAGGCCACAAACGAGCAGUCACAGAUUUCGACUGGUCAUUAGAUGGCGAUUUCGUCGUGUCGUCGUCUCUUGAUCAAACGGCUCGACUGUGGAACGCAAAAUCGGGGAAAUGCCUUCGAUUUAUGGAGGACUGCAACACGUCCGAGUUACUCUGCUGUCUCUUUCAACCGGCAAACAACAACUUCAUUGUCACCGGCAGCAUCAAAUCACAAAUCCAGACGUGGAAUGUUUCAACUGGAAAGGCAAUCAAAGGAGGUCUUGGAAAGACAGCAGGUGCCGUCAAGGCCUUGUCAUUUGACAGCUCAGGGACCACCCUGUGGUGUGGCGAUGAUAAGGGCUCCAUAUUUUCCUUCAUAUUCAAUGUGACCUCAGGCCGAGUUCAAAGGGCCAAACGGUAUGUUGUCUGUCCUGGUAAGCCAAUAACUUGUAUUUCGAAUCGAAGUUGGAUGACUCGAGAGGCUCGUGAUCCGUCCCUUCUUGUCAACUCGAGACAAGAUUGUCUACUGCUCUUUCGCAUUGUCCCUGAUGGAACAAUCGAAAUGAAACGAAGCUUCCCCAUCAGUCAUUCACGACUCAACAUUCGAAGUGCAUUCUGUCCCCUCAUGUCAUUCCGUGAAGGUGCAUGUGUUGUGACUGGGAGUGAAGAUAUGUGUGUCUAUUUCUUCGACGUUGCAAGUAAGACAUGUGUCAACAAGCUGCAGGGUCACUCUGCUGCAGUACUUUGUGUUUGCUGGAAUUAUGAUGAGAGUUUGCUGGCAUCUUGUGAUGAAGAGGGCACGGUGAUUGUAUGGAACAGAGAACAAUAACGAGAAUGUCGGCUACUGUCUAUAGCA